Molecule: messenger RNA, 3456 nt
Organism: Lutra lutra (Eurasian river otter)
Lineage: Eukaryota; Metazoa; Chordata; Mammalia; Carnivora; Mustelidae
Gene: MAF
Product: MAF bZIP transcription factor
Exons: 3
Coding region: 812-1966 (384 amino acids)
Biological process (GO): regulation of transcription by RNA polymerase II; lens fiber cell differentiation
Cellular component (GO): nucleus
Molecular function (GO): DNA-binding transcription factor activity, RNA polymerase II-specific; RNA polymerase II cis-regulatory region sequence-specific DNA binding
Source: RefSeq, a predicted model, not a curated record
AGGCUUUAAAAUCUUUUUUCAUCUUCGAGCUGUAGCUCGGGCUGCUCUUCGGCUCGGCCUCCCCCCUUUUGCUCUCUGCCUCGCCUUUCCCCAGGACUUCGCUAUUUCGCUUUAAAAAAAAAAAAAAAGGCAAGAAAGAACUAAACUCCCCCCUCCCUUUCCUCCAGCCGGGCUGCACCUCUGUCUUGCACUUUGCACGGAGAGAGCGCGCGAGGGAGAGAGAGAGGAAAGAAAAAAAAAUAAUAAUAAUAAUAAGAGCAGGCAGAAGAGAAGGCGAGAAGCAUGAAGUGUUAACUCCCCCGUGCCAAGGCCCGCGUCGCCGGACAGCCGCCCGCCGCGCCUCCAACCCCGAGCGGCCGCCGCGCGCGCCCCGCCUGCAGCCCGGGCCGGCGAGGCGAGCCCUCCUUAUGCAAAGCGCGCUGCGGAGCGGCGAGCGGGGGACGCCGCGCACCCGGCCGGGCUCCUCCGGCUUCGCCGCCGCCGCCGCCACCGCAGCCCGCGGAGGACCUUCCCGAGCCUGAAGCCGCCAGCUCGGCACGCACGGAGGCGAGCAGGCGAGGAGGGGCCGGGGCGAGCGAGCGAGCACAUUGGCGUGAGCAGUGGGGAGGGAGGGCGGGCGCGGGGGGCGCGGGCAGGGCGGGGGGUGUGUGCGCGCUCGGAGGUUUCGGGCCAGCCACCGCCGCGCGAGCUAGAAGCGCCCCAGCCCGGCAAGCUGGCUCACCCGCUGGCCACCCAGCACAGCCCGCUGGCCCCUCUCCUGCAGCCCAUCUGGCGGAGCGGCGGCGGCGGCGGCGGCGGCGGCGGCAGGAGAAUGGCAUCAGAACUGGCAAUGAGCAACUCCGACCUGCCCACCAGUCCCCUGGCCAUGGAAUAUGUUAAUGACUUCGAUCUGAUGAAGUUUGAAGUGAAAAAGGAGCCGGUGGAGACCGACCGCAUCAUCAGCCAGUGCGGCCGUCUCAUCGCCGGGGGCUCGCUGUCCUCCACCCCCAUGAGCACGCCGUGCAGCUCGGUGCCCCCUUCCCCCAGCUUCUCGGCGCCCAGCCCGGGCUCGGGCAGCGAGCAGAAGGCGCACCUGGAAGACUACUACUGGAUGACCGGCUACCCGCAGCAGCUGAACCCGGAGGCGCUGGGCUUCAGCCCCGAGGACGCGGUCGAGGCGCUCAUCAGCAACAGCCACCAGCUCCAGGGCGGCUUCGAUGGCUACGCGCGCGGGGCGCAGCAGCUGGCCUCGGCGGCCGGGGCCGGCGCCGGCGCCUCCCUGGGCGGCAGCGGCGAGGAGAUGGGCCCCGCCGCCGCCGUGGUGUCCGCCGUGAUCGCCGCGGCCGCCGCGCAGAGCGGCGCGGGCCCGCACUACCACCACCACCACCACCACCACGCCGCCGGCCACCACCACCACCCGACGGCCGGCGCGCCCGGCGCCGCGGGCAGCGCGUCAGCCUCGGCCGGUGGCGCGGGCGGCGCGGGCGGCGGUGGCCCGGCCAGCGCCGGGGGCGGCGGCGGCGGCGGCGGAGGCGGAGGCGGCGGGGGCGCGGCGGGGGCGGGGGGCGCCCUGCACCCGCACCACGCCGCGGGCGGCCUGCACUUCGACGACCGCUUCUCCGACGAGCAGCUGGUGACCAUGUCGGUGCGCGAGCUGAACCGGCAGCUGCGCGGGGUCAGCAAGGAGGAGGUGAUCCGACUGAAGCAGAAGAGGCGGACCCUGAAAAACCGUGGCUAUGCCCAGUCCUGCCGCUUCAAGAGGGUGCAGCAGAGACACGUCCUGGAGUCCGAGAAGAACCAGCUGCUGCAGCAGGUCGACCACCUCAAGCAGGAAAUCUCCAGGCUGGUGCGCGAGAGGGACGCGUACAAGGAGAAAUACGAGAAGUUGGUGAGCAGCGGCUUCCGAGAAAACGGCUCCAGCAGCGACAACCCGUCCUCUCCCGAGUUUUUCAUGUACCCAAGGGAAUCCUCUGCCUCAGUGAUGUGAAAAACCCUGUUGCCUGAAGUCAAAGAGAUGUUCCUGACAUUGGCUAAGACCCAUCCGGAUGCAACCAAGCCUUACAGAGCUGCCUCGGGGCAGGGCAGGUGGGACACAGACGUAGGGGAGAGGCCCGUUUGUAGCUUUCCUGUCGCCUGUGGGAGAAGCUGAUGGAACUUGUAUAAAUAGCACUUCCUGGGUUCUAAGUACCCAUCAGUUUGUUUGUUUGUUUGUUUUCUCUCCCUCUCUCUCUAGUCUUACAAUUAGCUGAGUGAACAUGUUUUAUCCUGACUGUACCCAUGCCAAUAUGAAUCCCAACAAAUGUAAGGAAGGCUUCAUUGUUUUAUGAACUGGGAUAAAAACAAAACAAAACAAAAACGGAACAAAAAAACCAGGAGAAGUAUUCAGAAAUCUUGUUUUUAUUUUGUAUAACUUGACCUCCCAUGUUGCCCGUAAUCAUCCAGAGAAAUAAAACGCAAGCAUGGUUUCCUGACGCCCUGUGUCAAUGUGGGUGCCUUAGCACGGCUAUUUAACUCAAACAGAAAAUUAAAUCUGUCAUAACCGUUUCCCUUGCAGAGCCCAUCAAAUAUUUUAACAGAAAUGGUGAAUCAGGUGUUGUCAUGCAAAGGACAUGUGAAAACACACAGACUGUAAGUUCCAAAUUCUUGGUGCCUCAGUUUAGAGAGCCCAAGUGAGAACAGUGGCUGGUCUUGACUCUGUCUUCAUUACAGGCCCCUCGGGGCUUCUCAAUACUCAGUUUCUCCCGUACAUCCUCCAUCCCCCACGGCAGCAAGGAGCAGAAUGCUGUCCUGUAUGCUGAUUUGGAGCGGACCCAUCCAUCACAAGUUCCAUGAGUAUGUCUUAAGCGAAUUACGUCAACAUAUUUGUUGGCACUGAGAAAAAAAGGUGGGGAGGGGGGGAGAAUAAUUUCAUUUCAAGUGUUUAUUACACGGACUUACCUAAUUGUUUGUUGUUGUUUGUUUAUUUAGGUCAUGCUCCCACACAAUCACCAUCCAUACCCCCUUCCCCUAGUCUGCCUACUGUUUUUCUUUCAGUGGGUGCUGGCUGGCUACUGAGCUGAUUUAAUCAAUUAAUUAUAGCAGAGCAGGUGCAGGGUAACUACCCUGAUGAUGCCAUAUGAAGUCAUAUUUUCAGUGAGCCCUAGCAUACAACUGAAGGGGCAACUUAAAGAAAUUAUGCAUUAAGAGGGGAAAAAAAGGAAGAAAGAGUUUUGGUAAAAUUACAGUGCUCAUUACUUAACACCAAGUGAUGCUCCUGAAAGAGCAUCCGUGCUAAAAAGCACUCGUUCAGUCUACCAGAAGGCCAGAUUUACUGCUGCCGUUCACAGACGCCAAUGAGGAGACCCUCAUCACCUGCCUGUUGCUGAGUCUUCCGUUUCCUCCAUCCAAAAAUUGCUGUAAAGUUGUUGUUCAGUGUCUGCAUUUUGGGGUUUUCCUGGCACCUAAUGAAAUUAUCGGCAAUAAAUGAGCUAAGCAGAA